UUUAACUUUGAGUGGUUUAAUUAUAAAAGUUAAAUAAAAUUAUUUAAUUCGCAACUAUGAUUUACGUAUAUUUUUUAUUUUUCACGAGCAUUAUAUCCUUCGCUCAAACUUUUAAGAUUACGGAUGUACUAAAGAAAGAUAAUCCAGCAUAUGAUGAAACUACUAUAUCUCCAGUUAAUGCCUUAAUUAACGAUUCUAUUCAAAUUAUUGACGUUACAACUUCUAAUGAAACAGGUGCAGUAACACCUGCUAUCGAUAUCGAAAUUGACACUGACAUUGCUAAAACAAAAAUUAAUAAAACUACAACAACAACCUCAACACCUCGUAAGAACGCUGUAUCACAAUUUCCAAUAAAACAAUUAGUAACACCAAUAACAACAAAAGAAGAAAGACCAGUCUCUCUCUACGAAAAACUAUCGGCGGUAGUAGGAUUAGUGAUGGGACAAAAGAUAUCAGUGCCUGGAAUGGGACACAGUGUACCAAUCAGUUUGUUUAGAUAACAUUAUCUAAUAACAUCAUUAAUGUUUGAUUAGAAACAAUUGUUAUUUAUAAUUUUUUAAUAAUAUAUUAUAUUUUUUUAAUUUAUAUUUAUUUUAUGUAUAUAUGAAAUAAUAAAUUUAAAA
Messenger RNA from Leptopilina boulardi, 623 nucleotides. RefSeq lists its product as uncharacterized. Lineage: Eukaryota; Metazoa; Arthropoda; Insecta; Hymenoptera; Figitidae. Bases 57 to 500 code for a protein of 147 amino acids. The record is from RefSeq and is a predicted model, not a curated record. The transcript is spliced from 2 exons.